GAAUUUUUAUUAAUGAGACAUAAAAAUAAAUAAGAAACCGACCGGUUUAUCAAGGCUAGACCAGAAAUUAUAUGAAGGAAGGAUUGAGGAGGAUAGAUGGAUCAUCAUCAUAAUAUAUUAUGAGAUAAAGCCACGUGGUUAUUAUUGCAGGAGGAGCGGAACCGGAUGCUACUGAGAAGACGAGGGAAACGUGGCGAAGAAGCGAUUAAAUUGAACGGAAACACGAACUUAUCGCCCCACAGAGAGAGAGAGAGCUUUGCUCUGAUUAGUUUCUUUCUUAUAUAUAUAUAUAUAUGGCGGGAAAGUUGGAAUGGGGAUUAUUGUUGUGGAGCGCAAAAAAUUAAAGAUCGUAUGCAUGACGAUGAGGCCCUCUUCUUCGUCUUCUUGUUGCUCUGCUUCUCCUUCGUUAACGCUGUCGUCGCUGUCAGUGGCGGUCGAUAAGGCCACGAGCGAGCUUCUCCUCACUCCUGAUUGGACCAUCAUCAUCGCUAUCUGCGAUUCCCUCAAUUCUAAUCGCGGUCACUGCAAAGAUGCGAUCAAAGCUGUCAAGAGAAGAUUGCAGCACAAGAGCUCUAAAGUGCAGCUACUCAGUCUAAAGCUGUUGGAAGCAAUGCUGAAAAACUGUGGGGAGUUUGUGCAUUCUCAUAUCGCUGAGAAGCAUGUGCUUGAAGAUAUGGUUAAAAUUAUUGUGAGGAAGAAGGGUGAUUUUGAAGUAAGGAACAAAAUAUUGAUAUUGCUGGACACUUGGAAUGAAGCAUUCAGUGCUCGCAAAUACCCUCAUUACAACUGGGCUUACCGAGAGCUAAUUCGGUCUGGUGUGAAAUUCCCACAACGUUCAAAAGAAGCACCCCUAAUGCUCGAACCUUCGUCACAGUCUUCUUCUUCUUCUUCUUCUUCUUCCAUGAAUUUAAUGUCCAUCGGUUCAUUUAAAAGGCUCGACGAAGCAAUGGCUACUGAAAUUGAGAGUCUAAGCUUAUCAAAUCUUGAAUCCAUGAGAACUGUCAUGGAUCUCAUGAGCGUUAUGGUUCAAGCCGUAAAUCCCUCUGAUAAAUCAGCCCUGAAAGAUGACCUCAUAGUUGAUCUAGUAGAGCAGUGCAGAUCUAAUCAGAAGAAACUAAUCCAGAUGCUCACCACAACUUCGGACGAGGAUGUUAUGGCGCGUGGCCUCGAGCUGAAUGACUCUUUGCAGGUAGCGCUCGCCAGACACGACGCUAUCGCCUCUGGUGUCUCUCGUCCUAUGUUGCAGGCUGCCCCAGAAACAAGGGACACGACAUGCUCUGUCCUAAUCAAGACGGGUGAUGCUGAUGCUGCUGCUCUUGAGGCUGACCCUUCUUCAUCAUCAUCGAGCAGUGAAAAUGAAACGUAUGAGGAGGGAGAUGAUGUUAAAAAUGACUUUAUCCAGUUAACCAAAAGUCACGCUCUAUUAAAUGCCGAGGAAGAAGAAGAAGAAACAUUGCUUCUAGGCAACAACAAUGGAAAUACAGCGGAAACAGAAGCCAGGACAGAGUGCAAAGAUCUAGCGCUAUUUGACACAGCAACAAGCAAGUCGGAGCAGGACAUUAUUGAACUUCUCAGUCUAACUUUGUCAACAACAGCUCUGCCGUCUCCACAAACGCAGGCUCCACCAAACACAAGGUUUUUGGCUGAUGAUCAUAUUCUUAUGAACAGCUACGUAGUCCCAUGGGCACAAUCUCAGGCAGAAGCUCAAGUCCCAAAAAUGGCACAGUUUGCUCCAUUGGGACCUCAGUUUCAGCAGCAGCAGCAGCAGCAGCAAUUUUCAUUUGGUUAUCCUCAGGCACAAUGGAACGGUGGUCAAGCCAACAAUUAUAAUGACACAACACUGUGGAGGCAAGGAGGAAGUGAGAAUAAGGUAUUUGAGAGAAACUUACAAUACUCAAACUCCUUUCCAGCUAGAGGAGGGGCGGGGGGACCAUCAGGUGCAGAGGUGGAGGGGCAGGCUCAGCAGCAGCCCCAGAGGCCGUAUGUUCCUCCGUACAAAUUGUUUGAAGAUCUGAAUGUUUUCUGGAAGGGAGAUGGAGGCGUUAGGAGUAGCAAAUGAGAUUUUGUUGGGAUCCCAAAAGAUUUUAAUAAAUUGAAUAACAAUUAUUUUUUUUGUCUUAAUUUGCUGCGAACAAAUAAAAGAGAUACUACUUUGAAUUCCUUACUGAAAUUAACUGUAUUUCCUUGACUUACAAAUCUGGCGAUACAUACAAUAUAUUACAAAGAGUUUGUUUAUUAGUUUGAACAAUACUACAUGUCCAAGAAUAUAGGAGAGUGAGUGGUUUGGCAUAUUCUUUCACUCUCCCUCGGUCUAUUCGUUUGGAGUUCAAAUACAUAGGCAGUGUUUGAACUGUUGAACAAUGUCGUUGGUAGACAUAUUUUGUGAAGAUAUCGGCGCGCGAACUAAGAAGAGGAAGAAAAUAUAAGACUAGAACUGACCCAUGGUUUCAGAUGUUUUUUUUUUGUGAAGAUAUCAAUUUCCACGUGUUUCGUUCUCUGAUGCUUAAUCAAAGAAAUACAAUUAAUUUCAUGUUAUUAGAGCACCUCUAAUGGGGAGUUAAUCUUUGGGUAAGGAUUCUACACUGUUUAGUGGAUUCCACAAUUACAUACAUAUAUAUAAUAUAUAUAUACACACAUUCAUAUUUAGAAUUCCAAUAGGUAGAACCCAUUGAAAGUGCUCUUAAGUCUGAUUUUAAUUUCUUAAAUGUGGCUCAUAUGUGGAUGUCCAGUCCACAAACUUGAUGUUUCAGAUGUACAAUCUUGAGCUUAAGGGGAAGUGUAUCAACAUCCCACUACAAGAAAUAUGGAUAAAUGGAAAUAAUAUAUAAGGUGAUGUGAUAAUCCUCAACUUUUCAACUAUUUUUUUGGAUAUGAGUUAGGUCUAUAACUAAUACUUACACCUAUGUCAUUUGAACUCCACUUUUCUCUUACUUAGUAGGAGUUCCAGCUCCACAAACCCAACACAAGAUCGUCCUUUCCCCUGGUAUAGUUGUUAGUACUCGUUAAUCCUAGUUCACCUCCACAAUUUCGUUGUUGAAACAUUCAUAUAUUCCUCCGAUCCAACUUUAUAUAUUCCAAAGUGUAAUGUUAGUUCACCUCCACAAUUUAGUUGUUGAAACAUUCAUAUAUUCCAACUUUAUAUAUUCCAAGUGUAAUGUUAUUUCUUCGAACCACGCUACUCGUAGAAGAACAAUUAAGUGUCUGCUAUACACAAUGUGAUUCUUUAGAAAAAGCUAACAGGUAAUAAUUGGAAGUGUUCUUUUUUUUUUGGAACACAAGCUUUAAUUAAUCCUUAAACAUUCGGACUACAUUUAGAUGGAGUUUUAAACAAAACUCUACAAACACAAGACAAUAAAGCAUAAAAGAUAGAUGUAGAAAAACCUCUAUAAUGAAAGUGACCAAAUCAUCAGAAAAACGAAUCACACUAGCCUAGCCUAACUAAUGGAGUGUAUGGUUUAUGAUAUUAAGAAGCAAAAAAUGAUUCUCAAUGAAAUUCAUCCUAUCUGCUGCCUGCCUUACUACAUGAAUACUAGAUCCAAAAAACGAUCACUCACUUCCUCCGGAGAGCACAACCGAAACAAAGAGACCACGGGCGAUAGAGAUACCUCUGUAUAGUUGGGAGAACACGAAACAGCUUCCUAUUAUCGGAAAGACGAGAGGCGGCCAUGCUCGCUCGCAUCGUUUUUUUUUUUGUGUUUCCCGCCGUUGGUUAAAUUCAUCUUGAGACGAUUAGUUAAAAACUUUUUUGAGACUAGAUUUUGAUCCGGACAGUGUCUGCUGAUAAUUUUGAUAAAAUAUGCAUUAAUUUAUAACCUCUUAUCAAAAAAAAAGUUGUUUUGAGUUUUAAAUAGUGUUUUUAUAUCCGGCCUAGAUUUAUGGUCGAAAAAAAAUUCCGAGGAUUCGUAUAUAACGAAUAUAUAGCAUAUGUUAACAUAUAUAAUUUGUGUAUAUAAAGGUUUAUACAAAUAUUCAUAUAUAAGAAUCAAAAUGGUAUAAUUUGUUUAUUUAGAUCUGUCUUCCAUUAGUUUAAAAUGAUUUUUAAUGUCUUAAACAUAUAUAGUUUGUAAUGAUAAAAAUAUAUUUGACAAUAUUUUAUUUCAAAUAUAAUUUUGUUCUCACAAAUUCCCCAAAAUGUUCUUGAUGUGUUUAGUUAAAUGAUUUUAUACAAAUUAAUAUAUUUUUUAUUGCGAUAUUUUUUUGCAUAUUCUGGUAUUUCUGACAUAUUUAUAAUAUCAAUUAUACAUACUAAAAUUUUAUUUUCAAACAUUUUAAACUUAAUCAUUUUUAAUAAAAAUAUAUAGUGUUUAGUUUAGUGUUAUCAAAAAACUUUAAAUUGGUAAACAAUAUCAUAUAAAACUUUAUAGUGAAUAAGUAAUUUAAAGACUGCUGUAAAUAAUUUUAAGAUAAUAAAUGUAGUGGUACAUUUUAAAAAGGAAAUAAUAAAGGGGAGAGAAAAUUUAAUUAAUUUGAUUGGUUUUUAAGUUUUGGAAUAUUUCUUAAAUUAAUUGGUUGAUAUUAAUUAGUUAAAAUAUACAUAAAUUUAUGAGUGGUAUUCUUUCGUAAAUAACUCUAAAAACUUAGGGCAAAAUCCUAUUUAAUAGUAUAGAUGGGUUUGGGUAGCAAACGAGCUUCCAUAUUAAUUCGUUUAAUACGCGCACGAUAGGCGAGUAAUCACACGUUCCAAUGGCAGCGGCCGACACCUUUAGUUCAGAUGACUUCCUCGUUUUUUCUUUCGUCAGUCAGUUGACUUCGUAACUCAUUAUUUAGUGUUGAUCAAUGAUAUUGGUUCUUCUACAGUUCUAUUUAACAUUAUUUAAUAUCUAAAAACACUUUGAUCAUUCACAACACUAGAUUAGUAACACUGGAAAUUAACAUAACAUAAUUGAAAAAAAGUUAAGAACAUAACAUUAAAUAAGAACAUUCUGGAUCAUCAGAAGUAAAUCAGUUUAGCUCCUCUAUUUGAUAAAAAAUGGUUUAAUUACUCUUUAAGACCAGAUAAUAUAGAAAUGUGUGUAUAUAUUUUCUUUUUAAGUGCCGAAUGAAAUGACUUCAGCAAUUUCGUUAUUAGAUUUUAGAAUACGGCAAGCUAAAGCAACAUUUGGAAAGAAUAACAAAUCAAUAUUGAACCACCAAAACUCAUUGCAUGUGUGUAUCAUUGCUUGAAAGACGACGACGGCUUAAUUUAACACAAAGACAAAGGGUUGUUUUUUUUUGUAAACAAA
Molecule: messenger RNA, 5222 nt
Organism: Brassica rapa (field mustard)
Lineage: Eukaryota; Viridiplantae; Streptophyta; Magnoliopsida; Brassicales; Brassicaceae
Product: TOM1-like protein 7
Biological process (GO): protein transport to vacuole involved in ubiquitin-dependent protein catabolic process via the multivesicular body sorting pathway
Molecular function (GO): phosphatidylinositol binding; ubiquitin binding
Source: RefSeq, a predicted model, not a curated record